This is a messenger RNA of Tarenaya hassleriana, 1370 nucleotides long. Its product is annotated as putative F-box protein At3g17480. The record is from RefSeq and is a predicted model, not a curated record. The transcript has a single exon. The coding region runs from base 263 to 1363 and encodes 366 amino acids. Lineage: Eukaryota; Viridiplantae; Streptophyta; Magnoliopsida; Brassicales; Cleomaceae. Gene Ontology annotation, molecular function: protein binding.
UGCUGAGCUGUCAAAGAUUGCUGACACGACUUUCUGGUUUAACCAACCUGAUCAAGAAACAAGAUUGCUUGCUGACUUUAUAUAGUCACAAUCUCUGAGAAACCUGAAAAGUUGACAUAACGGCUGAAAACACAGAAUUCCAAGAAGACGGGGGCUGCUUCUCCAAGAAGAAGAAGAAGAAGAGGAGGAGGAGGGGCGAGCUAGGGCUUUUGAGUUAGGUCGUGUUUCUUGUUGUCUGGCCCAAGAUUCACAACAAGGAGCGAUGUCUUUGAAGAUCCCAAGUGAUUUGGAAGAGGAAAUACUCUCGAGGGUUCCCACCAAAUUUCUGUCACGACUCAGAUUCGUUUGCAAACAAUGGAACUCUCUGUUCCAUGACCUGAUAUUCAUCGAGAAGCACUUGUCCAAUCAUGCCUCCCCCCAAGAGUUCAUGUUAUGGCAUCCCCGUUCGUUUUACUCCAAGUUGAUCAAUGUUGAGAUACACCAUAACAGCGACAACAUUGCUCUUUCAUCUCUCAAGUUCCAUGAUCUUACCUCAAGAAAUCCUCCUUCAAAUGAUCGGAAAAUAUGUCGGGUAAUUCACUCUGAUGGGUUGCUGCUAUAUGUCACGAACCAUGGCCUCGAAGUUUCAAACCCAUUUCUGAAGCAGAAGAGAUCUAUCCGGACGGUAAAUCAUUAUGCUUUUAAGAGAAAAGAAUCCGCUCAAGUUCACUGCAAUUCUACAUACAGUCUUGGAUACUGCAACAAACUCAGCAAUGGUUACAAAAUCUUAAGGUUGCAUCCUCGAUGUCAAGUUUCAGAUCUAAGAGCUGAAAUCUUCGAGUUUACAUUGGGUAGAUGGAGGGUUCUUGAUGUUCCUUUCUUCGACUGGUUUCCUGCAAGUCUGGGACUCGCUGUAUCAUUCAAGGGAAAUUCCUAUAUGAUUGCCGUGAGGAAAGAUACACUACAAGGAUUCAUCCAAAGUUUCGACUUCGCAACAGAGAGAUUCAAGCCCUUCUCUAACCUACCCUUUAACUAUGUUUAUCCAGGUUACUUGGGCAUGUCGGUUUUAGGAGGAGACCGGCUCUCGGUGUUAGAGCAGUGCAUUGCAAAGAAAAUCGGGAUUUGGAUAACGAAUAAGAUUGGAAAUGGGAUCGGGAUAUCGUGGAGCAAGUUCAUGACUGUUGAUAACUUUGGUUUGGGUUUCAUGGAACUGAAUUUCUUCGUUGAAGAGAACAAGAGGAAGACGCUAGUUCUAUACACUGAAGACAUAAUGGCAAUGUCCAUUUACAUUUUCGAAGAGGGUGGCAGGUUCAUAAGAUGGGAUGGACGUCAUAAUUGGCAUCAUUCAUGCAAUUAUGUUCCGAGUUUGGUUCCAAUUCCUUGAAGCAACA